Nematocida minor is the source of this 318-nucleotide messenger RNA. RefSeq lists its product as uncharacterized. The transcript has a single exon. Bases 1 to 318 code for a protein of 105 amino acids. The record is from RefSeq and is a predicted model, not a curated record. Lineage: Eukaryota; Fungi; Microsporidia.
AUGGCCAAAACCAGAAAAAAAGACAAAACCAAGGGAAAGCUGUGCAAAGAAAAAGUAGAUACAAUUGAGUUUGUGGCUGAGGAAAGAGAAAACUACCUCAAAGCGCUGAGCAAAAGAAAAAAGACAAAAAAGAAGCAGCACUACAUAAUGAUCGAGGAGCAGAAGAAAGAGGCGAAGAGAGAAAAGAGAAAAAGCCACAGAAUAAGAGAAACAGAAAGAGCAGACAUAGCGCAAAGAGUGCUGGACUCAGCCAUGCAGCGAGAAGAAGAAAAAGAAACAAAGAUAGGAAAUUCUAUAGUAACCAUUAGAGAGCUCUAG